Molecule: messenger RNA, 2025 nt
Organism: Melanotaenia boesemani (Boeseman's rainbowfish)
Lineage: Eukaryota; Metazoa; Chordata; Actinopteri; Atheriniformes; Melanotaeniidae
Product: extracellular serine/threonine protein kinase FAM20C-like
Exons: 11
Coding region: 259-1965 (568 amino acids)
Biological process (GO): protein phosphorylation
Cellular component (GO): Golgi apparatus
Molecular function (GO): phosphotransferase activity, alcohol group as acceptor
Source: RefSeq, a predicted model, not a curated record
CCAAUCAAACAAAUGAGUGACUGCUAUGAAUUCUGUUUAUAUCAAAUCAAACAUCAGCAUAGCCAGAUUUGCUAGUUUAAUUUUAUUUUCCUAAAUCUGUUGUGGUUUUCUCUUAGUGUGACAAACAUGUUGGACAUAUGCGGUUCCUUCAUUUUGCCAUUGCACUAGCUUCAAAAUUCAUUGUGAGUUUGGAGCAUUGCAGGCUCGCUAUUGCAGAGCUGAACCGUCUACACUACAUGAUUAAGGACAACCCUUAAUAUGGUGGAGCCUCCGCAAGACUGCACAAACGGAGGCAUGGUGAGACUGCGCUUGGGUCAGUCCACUCGUUCCAUCUAUCUGGGCCUGGCAUGCCUGUCCCUCACUCUCCAUCUCCUUCUGGCAUUUUUCUGCCUCACAGUCCUCCAAACAGCCUGUGUCCUUCCCACCUCCUCCUCUGCCACCUCUUCCUCCUUUCCAAGAACAGAAAAUCAGCAUCAUCAAACUGUCUCACACUCCUCCUCUUCUUCUGCUGCCUCUUCCUCAAAUAAACUGCCAACCGGCCCCCAGAAUGAUGAACAUCACGAUUUGACUGCCAGCACCUUUAAUCAUAAACGAAUUGGAUUAUUCAAUAAAGCCACUGAAAAGGCAAAGAAACUGAUUGAAGCUGGAAACGUGAAACAAACAGGUCGCUCUAAACUGGAGGAGCUGUUUAAACAUCCACUGUACAACCUGCCACGCCCCAAGCUAGAGCAAGAUGAUUGGCUGCUGAGGGUGAAGACAGAUGAGGAGGCAAAAGAAACAGGAAGUCAGGAGGAGGAGGAGAAGAACUCCAUCACUGAUGACAGUGAAUGGCAAAGUACCAGUCAGGAGAAAGGUUACGAUAAAGUUACUUGGACAACAGAUAAGGAGACCCACCCUCCCUGGUUAAGGUUCCACCUGGGCAUCUCUCGCUGGGAGCUAUAUGACAGGAAAGACCCCAACCUUGCCCAGCUGACUCAUUACUUGGCAACGCAGCGCAUCCUUGGAGCUGUUCAGAAAACAGGAGGCACUCAGCUGAAACUGCUCAUAUCAUUCCCAAAUUAUGGACAAGCUCUGCUCAAACCCAUGAGACAAUCCAGAGAUGCUGAGACAGAUGUAAACCUCUUCUACUUCUCAGACUUUGAGAGACACAAUGCAGAGAUAUCUGCCUUUCACCUUGACAGACUGCUGGGCUUUAACAGGAUCCCUCCAGUGGUUGGACGACUCAUCAACGUCACCACAGAGAUCAGAGAGAUUACCACUGACCACAAGCUGUCCAGGACCUUCUUCACUUCACCUGCUGGAAACGUUUGUUUCUAUGGUCAGUGUGAAUACUACUGUUCAACAGAGCACCCAGUGUGUGGUCGGCCACAUGCACUUGAGGUUUCCCUGGCAUCCAUGCUGCCUGACCUCUCCCUUGCGCCACGUAGGUCCUGGAGGUCACCAUGGAGACGAUCCUACAGCCGAACCAAGCUGGCACAGUGGGAAAAGAACCCAGCCUACUGUGACAUAGUGAAACAGACUCCUCCUUACAGCCACGGCACCAGACUGGUGGAUCUCAUAGACAUGGCUGUGCUAGACUUCCUUAUGAGUAACAUGGAUCGACAUCAUUAUGAGACGUUUGAGGCAUUUGGCAAUGACACUUUUUUGCUCCACCUAGACAACGGGCGGGCGUUUGGGCGUCACUCUCAGGAUGAGCCAUCUAUUCUUGCCCCCUUAAAACAGUGUUGCAGGAUCCGUCGCUCCACCUUCCUCCGCUUGCAGCUCUUGUCCCUCCAUGACUUCCGUUUGAGUGAUAUAAUGCGGGAAUCGUUGGCUCAAGAUCCUCUGGCAAGUGUUGCCCCCCUCCUCUCUGAACAACACCUGUUUGCUUUGGACCGACGCCUCAAAACUGUCCUGGAAGUGGUGCAGAAUUGUCAGGAGACGCACAAUGACGUCAUUUAUGACGAUUUGGAGACAAAUAUAUGAUCAAACCCAUGACCAUUACCUGAACUAAGGAAAAUUCAAAAUAAUAAAUUAUAUAUUUUC